UCCCAUGAUGCAGUGCGCGGUCCGUUGCCUGGGAACGGAUGGAGCAUUAAACUCAGUAGCUGCCUGCUAGCUGCUCUCGCUAACACUUUAACGCAGAUAAACCGGACUCUGUCUGUUAGAGAGGAAUAUUUAAUAUAUAUAAACUAAUAAUAAAUCAUAUAAAGAGAGUUUGCUCCGCUUCGUUACACGUUCACACCGUGUGUCCGCUGUCUCGGGCCGUUUGAACCCUCCCGUGGUGGCUAAUGCUAGCUGGAGUUAUAAGCAGCUCCUGUAUAUAAACACCGGCCGACCGGGAGCUGAAUGCGUGUAACGGCGGCUGGGUUCACCCGGUGAUCCGUGAGCGUCCCAUGGAGCGGACUGACCGGGGAAAAGACACCAGACUGCUGAACAACCAGCCGUACGACGAGAGCCUGGAGGUGGUCGACGCUGAGGAGGUAGCGAGCGUCUACAGCCCGACUCCCCGCAGCCAGCGACAGUCAGAGUCCAGGAGGAAGGUCCGCAGCCUGAUGUCGGCCAACAGCGGCAGCGACGAGUUCGAUGAAGACCACGCGCCCCUGAGGGCCAACGAGGCGGCCGGCGUGCAGCCCGGCGUCGGCCCGCACGACGAGGACGAGGAGGAGGAAGAGGAGGACGAGGAGGAGGAGGAGGAGGACUCUGACGAAGAGGACUCGGACGACGACGACGAGCCCAGCAAGGCUCCGGAGGGGGCGUACGACCCCGCCGACUACGCCAACCUGCCCGUCAGCACGGAGAUCAAAGAGCUGUUCCAGUACAUCACGCGCUACACCCCUGAGUCCAUCGAGCUGGACCACAGCCUGAAGCCGUUCAUCCCGGACUUCAUCCCGGCCGUGGGAGACAUCGACGCCUUCCUGAAGGUGCCGAGGCCGGACGGUAAAGCGGACAAUCUGGGUCUGCUCUUCCUGGACGAGCCCAACGUGAAACAGUCGGACCCCACGGUGCUGUCGCUGUGGCUGUCGGAGGAGACCAAGCAGCACGGAGCCACCGAGCUGAAGAAGGUGACGAGCGUCGCCAGUCCUCAGUCCAACCCUCGGGCGGUGGACAGCUGGGUGGAGAGCAUCACGGCCCUGCACCGCUCCAAGCCCCCGGCGAGCGUCCAGUACGGCCGAGCGAUGCCGGACAUCGACAGCCUGAUGCAGGAGUGGCCGGCCGAGCUGGAGGAGCUGCUGGGCCGCCUGCAGCUGCCGCCCGCCCGCCUGCACUGCAGCCUGGCUCAGUACGCCGACGCCGUCUGCGGCCUGCUGGACAUCCCCGUCUACGGCAGCAGGAUCCAGUCUCUGCACCUGCUGUUCAGCCUCUACCUGGAGUUCAGAGACUCGCAGCACUUCACACGCAGAGCUUAGAGCGGCCGGAGGCUCCGCGUCACGGCGAGCGCACAAACUGUACGGGAAGUAAAGGAUCAAAAACUGGACCUCAGAUGUUCCUGACUUUAAACAUUCCUCUGGUUUUAUUCUGCACUCUGGGUGCUUGUUUAGAAUAUUUAGAGUCACUGCAGUUUAUUUGUUGAGAAACUCGUCUGUUUUCUGUCUUUUUAUAUCCUCAUUCACCUUUAAAACAUGUAACCGACACAUUUCUGUACAGUUGUUUAAGUGGAGAUUAAAACCCGCUCAGUUAUUA
This is a messenger RNA of Dicentrarchus labrax (European seabass), 1635 nucleotides long. It is a transcript of the gene ift46, whose product is annotated as intraflagellar transport 46 homolog (Chlamydomonas). Lineage: Eukaryota; Metazoa; Chordata; Actinopteri; Moronidae. Bases 348 to 1361 code for a protein of 337 amino acids. Gene Ontology annotation, biological process: intraciliary transport; cilium assembly. The record is from RefSeq and is a predicted model, not a curated record. Gene Ontology annotation, cellular component: centrosome; motile cilium; intraciliary transport particle B. The transcript has 5 exons.